Molecule: messenger RNA, 1251 nt
Organism: Lactuca sativa (garden lettuce)
Lineage: Eukaryota; Viridiplantae; Streptophyta; Magnoliopsida; Asterales; Asteraceae
Product: F-box/LRR-repeat protein At3g58900
Molecular function (GO): protein binding
Source: RefSeq, a predicted model, not a curated record
AUGAGUGAAUACAGAGGUCACAAGCAACAUGAAAUUGAAGAUAUAGGUGAUAUAGUCGAUCUGGAUCAUAUCAGCAAUCUACCAGAUUAUAUUCUUCAUCAAAUUCUGUCUUUUAUGCCCACAAAAGAAGCUGUAAAGACGUCCAUACUAUCUACAAGAUGGAAGAACCUCUGGGUUUCUGUUCCCACCAUUGAUUUUGAUGAUGAAUUGUUGAUGGCUAAAUUGGCUGAUGGAUGGCUUCGGCCUGAUGUGACUUCCUUUGUGAACUUUGUAGAAAGAGUCUUACGAUUACAUGAUGCAUCAAAUAUGGAGAAGUUUCGUCUAUCAUGUUGUGUUUAUCGUAAUGCAUUUCAAAUAAGCUCAUGGAUUUCAGAUGCAAUCAUUCACAAUGUUCAGGAGCUUGAUAUGUCUCUCUUUGCAAAGGAUCCAUCUGUGAUUCCUCAGUCUAUGUUUCAUAACACAUCAUUGGUUAGCCUGAAAAUAAGAAUGAACUGUGCUAUUCAACUCCCAUCUCACGUUUCUUUUCCAUGCCUGAAAACCUUGCACAUGUCCUUUGUUCGAUUCAUGCAUGAUGAUUUUACAGAAAAGCUUUUCUCAGGCUGCCCAGCUCUAGAAGAAUUGUCUUUAUCAGAUUGCAGGUGGAUUAACUUGAAGAGCAUUGCAAUUUCUAGUUCCACAUUAAAGAGCUUGAGCAUACGUGAUCUGACACACUUUGUGGUAUUUGAUGAUCCUACCAGUGGCUGUAAGAUCAAGAUCGAUGCAGCAAAUCUUACAUAUUUUGGAUAUUUCGGAAACCUAUUAAACGAGAUCAUCUUUAAUGAUACAAUGUCUCUGGACAAAGCAUUCAUUAAGUUUCCUAAUCCCGGAGAGGGGGUAAACAAAGUCGCAUGUCGAGCUAUUGAUCUAUUUCAACAACUAAAAUAUGUAGUGUCUUUGACGUUAUCUAAUCACACUAUGGAGGGAUUCAUGUGCGACAUGCACCUUGGUGAGAACAAUUCAACUUGGUCAUCGAUGCCUAUAUGCAUAACGAACUGCCUCAAGACAGUGACCUUGAAGAAUUUUCAUGGUUAUAAUUCAGAAAUAUGUUUUCUCAAACGUAUUUUGAAGACUGCAUGUGCUUUGGAGAUGAUGGAUAUUUGGUGGUCCAAGACCAAGACUUAUCUACGUGAUCUGAAGAAGAAAAUAGAGGUCAGGAAGGAAUUGGAGAAAAUUGAAAGGAAGGCUGCAGCUUGUGUCAUCAAGCUCUCAUGA